UCCCAGGCGCGCUCCGGACCAUGGGUUUCCUGGAGACCGCGCUCUGGACCGUGCUCCAUGCGCGCACCCUCCUGCUGGGCGCUGUCGCCUUCCUCUUCUUUGCUCAUUUAUUCAGAAAGCGGCGCCCCAAGAACUGCCCACCGGGGCCCCCGGGUUUACCCUUCCUGGGAAACUUAUUACAGAUGGACUUUAAGCAGCCGCACGUGCAGAUUCAGCAGUUUGUGAAGAAGUAUGGGAAUGUUAUAAGCAUGGAGUUCGGUGACAUAUACUCAGUCCUUAUAACUGGACUGCCCUUGAUCAAAGAGGCCCUUGUCCACCAGGACCAUCACUUCAUAGACCGCCCUGUGACCCCUAUCCGCGAGCAUGUCUUUAAGACAAAGGGAUUGAUCAUGUCCAAUGGUCAGACAUGGAAGGAGCAAAGAAGGUUCACCUUGACAACAUUAAGGAACUUUGGUUUAGGAAAGAAGAGCUUAGAGGAACGUAUUCAGGAGGAGGCCCGCUACUUUGUCCAGUUUAUAAAGGAAGAGAAUGGACAACCUUUUGACCCUCACUUCAAGAUCAACAAUGCAGUUUCCAAUAUUAUUUGUUCAGUCAUCUUUGGCGAGCGCUUUGAAUACCAGGAUGAAAAAUUUCAGGAGCUGCUGAAAUUGCUGGAUGAUGCCAUAUGUCUCGAAACUUCUGCCUGGUGCCAGUUCUGUGAUGCAUUUCCAAUAAUGAUUGAUCUCUUGCCUGGACCCCAUCGGACACUCUUUAAAUACUGGGAAAAACUAAUGAUGUUUGUUGGUCAAGUGGUUGAAAACCACAGGAAAGACUGGAAUCCUGCCGAAACCAGAGAUUUUAUUGAUGCUUAUCUCAAGGAAAUGGAAAAGCAUAAAGGUGACGCCACUUCCAGUUUCAAUGAUGAAAACCUCAUCUACACCACCCUGGACAUCUUCUUUGCUGGCACUGAGACAACGUCGACGACAUUGCGCUGGGCCCUGCUCUACAUGGCCCUCUACCCAGACAUCCAAGAAAAAGUACAUGCUGAGAUCGACAGAGUGAUUGGCCAGACACAGCAGCCAAGCAUGGUCCAUCGAGAGUCCAUGCCCUACACCCAUGCAGUGAUCCACGAGGUGCAAAGAAUGGGAAACAUUGUCCCCUUAAACGUGCCCAGGGCAGUAACAGCAGAUACCACCCUGGGUGGACACCACCUGCCCAAGGGGACCAUGGUCUUAACCAACCUGACAGCUCUGCAUAAAGACCCUGCGGAAUGGACCACCCCUGACACAUUCAAUCCGGAACACUUUCUGGAGAACGGACAGUUUAAGAAAAGGGAAGACUUCCUGCCUUUCUCCAUAGGAAAGCGGGCAUGCCCUGGAGAACAGCUGGCUAGGACUGAGUUGUUUGUUUUCUUCACUUCGCUCAUGCAGAAGUUUACCUUCAGGGCCCCAGACAACGAGCAGCUGAGCCAGAAGUUCAGGAUGGGCCUCACCAUUGCCCCUGUCAAAUACCGAAUCUGUGCUCUCCCCAGGGCCUAGGGGCCCAGGGACGGGAGGAAAAGGCCCUGGGAAGGGGUGACUGCUGAAGGCCUGUGGAGAGGCUCCACGGGACCCUGCUUUGUAGAGUUCUUUGUAAUCAACACCUGUGUGCUUCAAAAACAACUCCUAAUAAGGAAACAGGAUGUCUUGCCACGCCCAUAAACUGUAACUAACCUAUCAGAUGCAGACACGUGGGAGUAAGCAGGCAGCAAGAGGUAUAUAAGGGGGGAAGUCACCUAGCUAGUGGGUUCUCCCUCAUGCGUCCCCCUUUCCUCCUUCCUCCUCGUCCCCAUUCCCGUUUUCAUCUCUAAUGCAUGAGAAAGUUCCUGAAUAAAUCGCAGCCAAAAGGAUCUCCGAGUUGCAUGAUUCUUCGCUGGACGAAGCGGCGCGCGACAAAGGCCUAUGUCUGCUCAGAAGCUGGAGUCACAUGAAAGAGGACCUAAAAGAAGAUGGAGAACUAGACUCAAAGGACCCCUAUACCUCCACCAUCAUCACCAAAUCCCAGAUUUUCCAGAGUCCCCACCAGUGCAGCCAGGAAUGACUUAUCGAUUCUCACAGGACAUGAAAGGAGGCCAUGAUUGUUUCUCUAAUGAGGAACUGACGUAAAGGUCAGAGCAUGUCACAGAUCCUAAGGGGGUUGAGAAACCAUAAAGCAGUCUGAAAAGUCACAGCUGGAGUCUGCUGCUUCCUUCCUUGCACAUGUAUUCACUGUGGGCUGCAGAGAUGAAUCAAAUCUCUUGGGGUAUAGACCGUUGGGAGGAGUUGGACCCUCCCAGGGAUGCCUCAGUUGAUAUUGACCUUAAAGGUCCUCACAUUGUAGCUCUGGGCACUAUCUAUCUUGUUCCUGCCUCAGCCUGGCCUUCAAGAAAGCAGCAGUUUUACUUCAGUUUCUAUGAAGAAGUCAUUUCUGUGUUUCACCUAAGGGAACUCGAUGAGGACCAGGUGGCCACAAUUAACCCAACAUGGGAAGCUAGUGGAAAUCUUUUGUCUUUAAGGAUAAUCCAUUCCCUUAAAUAUUCUGCCAACACUGUAAUCCCCAAAUAGUGCUCUAUGUGGUGGAUAUAAAGUUUUUCUAAAAAUAAAUUUUAAGCUUUUAAAAUUGAAAGUAUUAGCAAUGUAAACUCAACUGAACCUGGCAGCAGAGUUCUAUAGCUCAAGAAGAUUUCUACCUACGGGCCACAGCAGGUGAAGAAACAGGAUCUACUGCUUCCUAGAUGCACCCCCAAAUUCUGUCACUUCUCAGGGCUGGAGCGAUAGGACAGCGGGUAGGGCAUUUGCCUUGUGUGCAACCCACCCGGGUUCGAUUCCCAGCAUCCCAUAUGGUCCCCCAAGCACCGCCAGGAGUAAUUUCUGAGCGCAUGAGCCAGGAGUAACCCCUGUGCUUCGCUGUGUGUGACCCAAAAGAAAAAUAAAUUGUGUUACUUCUCAUUUCCUCCUCAUUUUCCUGCUUGCUGCUUCUCUCUUCUUCUCCACCCCAUCU
Messenger RNA from Sorex araneus (European shrew), 2997 nucleotides. Its product is annotated as cytochrome P450 2J2-like. The transcript is spliced from 9 exons. Gene Ontology annotation, molecular function: heme binding; oxidoreductase activity, acting on paired donors, with incorporation or reduction of molecular oxygen, reduced flavin or flavoprotein as one donor, and incorporation of one atom of oxygen; iron ion binding. Gene Ontology annotation, biological process: xenobiotic metabolic process. Bases 21 to 1517 code for a protein of 498 amino acids. The record is from RefSeq and is a predicted model, not a curated record. Gene Ontology annotation, cellular component: intracellular membrane-bounded organelle; cytoplasm. NCBI's taxonomy places the organism in Eukaryota, Metazoa, Chordata, Mammalia, Eulipotyphla, Soricidae.